UUCUCCUCUUUUCUACCAACGUUUUAUUCGGCCCGACGGCGAGCCAGCGUUCCUGGCGCCCCGCGUGCUCGAUUCCCGGGCACGUGUGUGCGAACUCUGCCUCGUGACGAGAAACGUGUUCCUAGUCGCGUGCGUUAUCCGUACCUCCGUCGUUCGCUGCUAGAUUCGUGUGGGCUUCUAGGAAGUUCGUAACCGCCUGUGGAAACACGAUAAUCUCGUGGGAGAUGUAAAAUCGAGAGUGUAGGAAAUUUCCGCGUCGAUAGGAAGAGCGAUCGAGAAUCGACCGUUUGAUAGAACCAAAGAGCAGUGCAGUGAACGAAACCAAAUUGAUACCAAAAGAGAGAAGGUUGAUCUUAUUUAAGGGAAUCAGGAGGCGGACGAUCAUUUUCUCGUGUUUCGAAAUGACGCUAACAGGGUAUCGCGCGUGUUUCGUUUGAAUAUCUAACUGUUACGACCCGAGUGUCGAAGAAAAGGAAGUAAAAGUGACGAGUGAAAGCAGGAAGAUCAAGACGGGCAAGAUGAUGAAGAAGGAGAGACCGAUGACGUCGGUGACGGCCAUCAUCCAAGGGACUCAGGCCCAGCAUUGGUCCCGCGGCAACACCUGGCUGAGCCUGGACAACAGCAAUAUGUCCAUGUCUUCUGUGGGCCCGCAGAGUCCUCUGGACAUGAAGCCGGACACGGCGAGCCUCAUCAAUGCGGGAAACUUUAGCCCUUCCGGUCCUAAUAGUCCAGGAUCCUUCAACGCUGGUUGUCACAGCAACCUCCUCAGCACGUCGCCGAGCGGGCAGAACAAAGCAGUAGCACCCUACCCGCCGAAUCACCCUCUUUCCGGAAGCAAACACCUCUGCUCCAUCUGCGGUGACCGUGCCAGUGGAAAACACUAUGGUGUCUACAGCUGCGAGGGCUGCAAAGGAUUCUUCAAGAGGACCGUCCGCAAAGACCUGUCGUACGCCUGCCGCGAAGAAAAGUCCUGCAUCAUCGACAAACGACAGAGAAAUCGAUGCCAGUAUUGUAGAUACCAGAAAUGCCUGGCUAUGGGCAUGAAAAGGGAAGCCGUGCAAGAGGAACGUCAACGUACCAAGGAGAGAGAUCAGAGCGAGGUGGAAAGUACGAGCAGCUUGCACUCGGACAUGCCCAUCGAACGUAUCCUAGAGGCUGAGAAACGGGUCGAAUGUAAAAUGGAACAGCAGGGAAAUUACGAGAAUGCAGUGUCGCAAAUUUGCAACGCCACGAACAAACAGCUGUUCCAGCUGGUAGCAUGGGCGAAACACAUCCCACAUUUUACGUCGUUGCCACUGGAGGAUCAGGUACUUCUGCUCAGGGCCGGCUGGAACGAGUUGCUGAUAGCCUCAUUUUCCCACCGUUCCAUCGACGUGAAGGACGGUAUCGUGCUGGCCACUGGGAUCACUGUUCAUCGAAACUCGGCGCAGCAGGCUGGCGUUGGCACGAUAUUCGACAGAGUGCUAUCAGAACUCGUGUCGAAAAUGCGUGAAAUGAAAAUGGACAGGACCGAGCUUGGCUGUCUUAGAUCCAUCAUACUGUUUAACCCCGAGGUCCGGGGGUUGAAAUCCAUCCAGGAGGUAACCUUGCUCCGCGAGAAGAUCUACGCAGCCCUGGAGGGUUACUGUCGCGUCGCCUGGCCCGACGAUCCUGGCAGAUUCGCGAAACUCCUGCUACGCUUGCCAGCGAUCCGAUCGAUCGGCCUUAAAUGCCUGGAACACCUGUUCUUCUUCAAGAUGAUCGGCGACGUACCGAUCGACGACUUCCUCGUGGAGAUGCUGGAAUCACGAUCAGACCCUUAGGAACAAAAGGUGUGCCGCGUUUUGGGGCACACCGACCUAUAAGAGAGAAAGAGAGAGAGAACCGGAAGGACACGUGUCACAUGUACCAUCAUCAUCAAAAGAAAAAAAAAGAAAAUAAGAAUUUCUUAUCGGUAUUCCGAUGCCCUCCUCGUCGAGAUCGUUCGACAAUUGUCACGCGUUCACCCCGAGGUGGAAUUUACUUACUCCUCUCUUCUUCUUCACCUUUUUAUUUAUGUCUCUUCGUUAGUGCAUUCUUCUGUCCGACGUAAAGGAGGUGGUUACUGGUGAUCCGAUUCGUAUCGAGAGCACAUGGAAAGUCGCAACGAUUACACUCGCAGAAUCAAAUAACGACACACCGGCUGCAGUUUCAUACCGGGGGAAUAUCGCUGCAAGAUGUUGCAGUGACAUUCCCCGUUAGAAACGUGUUUGAUUGCUGAUCAUCAAUUUGCAUCCACGUUGAACUGUACACUCCUCACAGCCACGUGGAAGUUCCUAAGACACUGUUCUCCUCCUCAUUUCUGUUGUAUUUACACGUUACGCCUCUGCCACAUACGAGUUGGUUUCUAUCUGCUUCUGCAGCCUUUUGAAAUAAAAUUGUGUACAGAUAGGGGCCUUGCGAUUAUUUUCACACGUUGGUCAACGCGGAUGCAACCAUACAUAAUAUUCAGAUCACACGUUCUCGGGUAUUUUUACAUUCCAACUUUGCCUCGAUUCGGAUCGUUAUUUGGAGAGAGCCACGGUAUAAAUAAAAUAUAUACAUACAUGCAUAAAACGGAAAGCGUUUUACACGUGUGCACUAUGAUAAUUUAUUGUUUUGUAUUUUAGAGUAUAGAGAAAGAGAUAAACUUACUAAUUCAUUAUUAACUAAAUAUAUUAUGGAUAAGCUCUUUUUAUAUGUGUAUAAGAAGAGCCAUGUGUAUGUACACGUACGUACAGGUUAUGUCUGUAAUGAAAGGCGGAAACCAUAACUGUUGGAGAACAUGCGAACAGAGAAUAUUUACAUUCAAGGUAUCAUAAAUUCUUGAUACGCUGUUAAGAGAUACUGACAUAUAUGAACAAUUUUUAUCAACUCAAAUUUCUGUGCUGUUUAUUUUUUUUUUUUGUGUCUCUUGAUUUUAAUUUUACGUCGCUAUGUGCGAUAGCGAGUGAGAUGUAAUUUGAUAUUUCUACAUUUUAUCAAAGAUUUUAUUUACUUCAAAAAGAAAAAUGUUUAAAGGAACAUUUCAGCGCACUAUAAAACGCGAGAGCUUUUAAAACAACUUCAAAGAGAUGCUUGCGAGAUGUAUGGUCUAUCCUUCUAAACCUAGAAAUAUAUGUAAGAAUUAAUUGAUUCAGGACAGGAAUAAGAUAGAAACCUUACCGUUGUUGUUAGUAAUUUACAGAACCUUUUUUAUGAUUUGAGCUGAAGGAUAUAAGGAAAUAGCACUGUUACACGUCCGCUAUAAUGAUUCAUCUUUCAUUUAGAUCUAUGGAAUUUAAAUUGUGAUUAUUAGAUACUUAUUUAAGCGAUCGUAAAAUCUAAAUUCGUGGCAAUAAAUUAUCAAAUUUUAUAGUUUAUCACCGCGCUUUAUCGGUAUGUUUAAAUAUAAAAUAUUAGAAAAAUAUAUAUUUUAUAUAAUCUGUUGAAUUUCGGUGCAUUAUUGUAGAAAUUUAUUUGUAUAUUAUUCUUUUUUAGUAAAAUAUUUCGAGAAAUUUAUUAUCGAAAUUAGAAAAUGAACAAUUUAUCUCUUCUUAGUGUCCUUCAGUUUUAGUCAUCUAUAUAAGUGACUCUAUAGCACCCUUAGCAAUUGUAAGAAACGAUCAUACUUACUUCGAUGAUAUAAAUUAUGAUAAUAUUAUAUAUUAUUAAACAUAUUUCUAUUUUUGCGUGAAUGCUUACGAUUGUUAGUUGUUGGUUAUUGUUAUCUAUUUGAUGAGAGUUUUUAAUGUUAUGCAUACCAUGAGAAAAAGAACACAUUAAAUUUCCCGAUUUUUUUUUUUGUAACACUACUGGAGUUGCUAUUCAUUUCAAACGCCUGGUAUACGAUUAUCGUUUCAAACGCAGGACAAGGUUUUAAUGAUUACACAAUUCAAUUUUCUACUAUUCUGAAUGAUUUGUAACCAAUUCAAAGCCAAAUGAUAUAAUUUAUAAUACUUUAUAAGAUGAUAAGAAAGUGGUAUUUUGUAAUCCUUGAAAUUAUUUUGUUAAUAAUUGUUCUUCUUUUUCUUUAUACUUAUUCUGAUGAUAUAAUAUCUUGACCAAAAUUACCUCUGAACAAAACGCGUUAUGCGGUCACACCUCAUCUAAUUCCUUAAAUAUAUAGAUAAAUAUAUAUAUAUAUAUGUAAUAUGAAAGAAGAAAAUAAACAGUCAAAAAGAUAUUAGGAUUGGAGGGGCGUGAAUGCUUGGCUACCUGUGAAUGAAGUUUCAUAUAAAAAUAUAUAAAUGUUAAAAUGAUGAUAUCUAUUACAUACGUAUAAUAUAUGAUUAUAUAAACAGAACUCUUUCACAAAAUAAUAAUGAGAACCUCAGUAGUGGUCAGUAGAAUAACAAAGAUAAUGGCAGGAAUUAAGAAAUAUGAUCAUAUUAUAUUUAAGGUAAGGAGAUUCAAAAGUGUUGACACUUUGGAAUGUAUUUAAAAGUCUACUAAAUAACAGCAUGCUUCUUUCUGAAGCAAUGAUAUUCAAGAACAAUGAAUUGUAUACACGAUUGUAAUUGAUGUAAACUUAAUGCUUUUGCCAUACUUCUUUGAACUAUCAUAGAAAUGGUACAAUGCUCAAAUUAUAUGUAGUAACGUUUUACUUAGUAACAAUGUCCUAGAAUGGAAGAAUAGGGUGCGUUGUAAACUUUCUGUACGAUUCAGCAGGUUAGAACGAAUGAAGAUCUAUAAUUGUUUAUAUGCUAUAUUUUUCAUCCUCAUAUAGUACUUAUGAAAAUUUUCGCUCUACGUAUUUUAUAUUUUUCUAUUCGUUCCAGCUUUUUAAACUAAAUUUGUACAUUAUUGAAAAUUUGUUAUAAUAUUUCAUCGCCGUUUUCUAGAAGUACCGAAUAAGUUUCACGCACCCGUUCUACAUAGAUCAGUACAAAUAAGUUUAUAUUAAUAGUAAUGAAUAAAAUAAUCGUUUGAUCUUACUAAAUACGUAAGAUACAUCCCACUUAAACAGUAGAAGGUUUCCUAUUAAAUAUCGUACCUUCGAUGAUGAUCUAAGCUAAAAGCCAGAUUACUAAAAUUCUUCUGUGUGUAUAAAUGUUGUGAACUUUUAUGUAUUGAUAAAUGCUACAUGAAUAACACAUUAACUCAUACGACUGCCAUUACAAUUAACUAUUUUUUGGUAUAUUAACGUGGCCCAAUAUUCCAUGUUUGAUCUUUCUUCCUUCAAAUUAAAACAACAAAAAGUUCUCGUCAACUUGUUGUACCAUUUUAUUGAGUAGAUUUUUUAUAAUUUCAUUGUAAAUCAAUGGAGGUCACCAUUGCGCAAAACCUUGUAGUUUUAAGGAUGUUAGUAAACUGCAAAUUGCUUAUCUCAUUAGAAGAAGUAAUUUAAAAAAUGGAUAGUAAUGAAUAGUUCUCUUAACAUUUUAUUACAGAAACAAUUAUUGUACUCGCAGCUUAAAGGUGUUUGUGAAUACUAAUUUUUAACACGUUGUUUUGAAAAUAACUUUCAUUUUUAUUCCUGAAUAACCAGUAACAAUAUGGUUGUGCUAAUUCAGGCAAUGUUUCUCUGUGUAAAUAAACUAUGUCUGUAUGUUGUAUGUUAAAAGCAUACGAUGUAUAUAAAAAAAUAUAUGUACGUAUAGGCUUGCAAUUCAUCUUUUACUACCUUUAAGCUGUAACCAUUGUUUCAUGACUUACUAUUGUGUAGUUCUCUUUACUAAACCAUGUGUAUGCAUAUCUAUACAUUUACAAACGUAAAUGUUCCAACAUACACAUAAAAAUUCUUACAUCAUUGAAAUACGCUUUUGUAUGUGUAAACGUGACACUUUUUCAGGUAAUGGCAUGAGACAAACUGGAAUACAAAGAAUUCUACAUUGGAUCGGUAACUAUUUUAUAAUAAAUAAGAUUAAUAUAUUCUCAAAAGGAUGUCUAAUAAUGAUGGAUAUACAAAUUAUAUAAACAUAGAAGGCAGAGAAAAAUAAAAUGUACGAGAGAAUGACAGAUGAGAGAGCGAGAUUGUUAGUGAAACAGAAUGCGAAGAAGUCGUAUUAUUGUACUUGUAAAACAGUAUGAUUAAUACUGAUCUCUGAUUGAAGAGAUAAUGUACGAUCUUGCGCCAAGAGAUAAAUCUUCUAUUCUGACUUGUCUAAAUAUAAUAUUUUUAUGAAGUCAAAA
Osmia bicornis bicornis is the source of this 6111-nucleotide messenger RNA. It is a transcript of the gene Usp, whose product is annotated as retinoic acid receptor RXR-alpha-A. Bases 519 to 1802 code for a protein of 427 amino acids. The record is from RefSeq and is a predicted model, not a curated record. Gene Ontology annotation, cellular component: activator ecdysone receptor complex; nucleus. Lineage: Eukaryota; Metazoa; Arthropoda; Insecta; Hymenoptera; Megachilidae. Gene Ontology annotation, biological process: cellular response to ecdysone; cell differentiation; anatomical structure development. Gene Ontology annotation, molecular function: zinc ion binding; RNA polymerase II cis-regulatory region sequence-specific DNA binding; nuclear receptor activity. The transcript is spliced from 7 exons.